CGCGAAUAAAAAGACAGUACUAUUAAAAAAAUAUAUAUAUAUAUAUAUAAAAUUUCAUUUUAAUGGUUGGUUUCCUCUGUGUUCAACAACAAUGGUUACACACUACGGUUAUAAAACGAGGUUUGAUGGACCGUCGGUGUUGUUACGAGUAACCGAAUUACCCAAAAGUCAGUUAUGCAACAGCGAACUGUAAACCGAUACCGGCGCGAUUGUCAAAGUGCACAAACAUUUUUAAUCACCUGAAAAGUCACUGGGGAUGAGCAAGGGCAAGGGCAAGAACAAAAAUAACUUCGGAAUAUUCAGACAAUCUUAGAAGUCUAGAAAAUCCACGUUAGAACUGGUCAUUCGUACAGGUACACAUUCACGUGUUUCCGGUUGAACUAGCACCUGUGAGAUGUACUUCUUCACUACAGAUCUCAUUUGCACGGCUACAAACUACUAUAAUUAUCAUAUCGCCAGCAAAGGCUGACAGAUGGUAUCAAACGGGCGAAUAAAAGUUGCUGCGUGUUUUUGAUCUGUGGGUUUGCACCGGAAUUGCCGGGCAUUCGUGCGCGAUCGAAGGAUACCGUACUGUCUGUAGUUGCUAAUGGUUUGGUCCAGGUGAGGUACUGUAUAUUUGGACGUGAAAAUCGUAAUUAACGAUUGCGAUUCAAAUGACGGGUGUGGUAUUUUGCUGUACUAGCUGCCACAAUUAAGUUAACCGGCAACGUCACUGUAGUGUACCUCGGGGCUUCUGAGCAGAUGGGGAGUUUCCAGACAGGGCCAGGCGGGAUAGCGCUUCUGGGAUAUGAAACUGCAGAAUGGUAUCGAUAGCUACUGCUGUUGAAUCUGCAAAUGGCCAACGGAUUCCACACCCACUUCGCUUACCUACCGCAACCGGGGAGAGCUCACCCGUAGUCGCUCAGUCGAAAAACGGCACCCAGUCGAUCCUCAGCUGCUGGAGCAGCCCGCGUGUCGAGCGUUUGUACCGGCAGAAUUCGCUGGAGGACGGCUACACAUCUGAAGAGUCCGAUGGUAAUGAGGUGCCCCCAAUGAUCUUUAUCACGAGAAAACCUUCACGACGGGGUUUCGGGCAGAAAAGCGUCACCACCACCAGCAAGCCCAUUAUCAAAAACUAUGAAAACAAGAACAGAGCGAGGAAGACAGUCCGCUUCGCAGAUGAUGUGGGGUUGGAUCUAACCCGUACGUGUGAAUUCGCUGAAAUGGAGGAUGACGGUUACUGCGGAUCGGGUGCGGAGCCGCGCGUCGACCUGUUUGACUCGUCUGCCAAACCACAGAAUGCGGAUAAUAUGGUGGUGGAAAUAUCUGAAUGGCAGGUUAAUUUCAGCCAACCGGCAGCUGAUUACAUUGCCUUUCGGGAAAAACUGGAUAGCAAUGAUGUAGCACUGGAGAAUGUGAUAAUAAAGCAGAAGUCAGAGAGUUUUUUGGGGACCAUCAAGGUGAAGAACGUGUUCUUUAAAAAGGAUGUUAUUGUACGCUGCACCUUUAACGUCUGGCAAACGUACUCCGAUUUCCCUGCUAAGUACUGUAGCAGUAACACCGACCUCUACGAUACGUUUAGCUUUGAGAUUUCAAUUCCGGAAGAGGCCAAGCAGCGUAAUUUAAUUGAAUUCUGCGUGGCAUUGCGGACAGAUGGUAGGGAGUAUUGGGAUAGCAAUCAAGGAAAAAAUUAUCAACUGAUUGCGGGACAUACAAAGCGCGAAGGCGCACUGAACAAGAGCACAGAUGCAUACAGAAUCGAAACGCACAGCAAAUGUUGGGGCGAAUUCGCCAGUUGGAACCAGCUGGAAAACCAUCAGCCGUAUUGGUGAUGUUUGCGACAGCUACUGGUCUGUUACAGCGGGUCCUCCAUAACCGACAUAAUUAUUCUGUAGCCAGGCGGUGCGCAGCCUAACCAUCAGCAUCUAACUCAUUCUUGCAUUUCCAAUCACUUACUUACUUAAACGCUGUGCGCGUAAUGCAAUUAUACAAGAACGGGUACCACUAGUCAGCGGUUGGCUGUUAAGCAACCGUGAAUUGACACAGUUGUGUGAACCACAUGCAUAUGCUACCGAAUCACUAGUUACUAGUUCGCUCUUGGUACUUUGAGUGUACAUUUUUGUUUGUCUGGUCUGGGAAUCAAAGCUGUGUGUGAAUCAUUGAAUUUCGAGCAAUGGUUUGU
This is a messenger RNA of Paramacrobiotus metropolitanus, 2161 nucleotides long. Its product is annotated as protein phosphatase 1 regulatory subunit 3B-B-like. Gene Ontology annotation, cellular component: protein phosphatase type 1 complex. Gene Ontology annotation, biological process: regulation of glycogen biosynthetic process. The record is from RefSeq and is a predicted model, not a curated record. Lineage: Eukaryota; Metazoa; Tardigrada; Eutardigrada; Parachela; Macrobiotidae. Gene Ontology annotation, molecular function: protein phosphatase 1 binding; glycogen binding. The transcript has 2 exons. Bases 801 to 1811 code for a protein of 336 amino acids.